Bombus pyrosoma is the source of this 483-nucleotide messenger RNA. RefSeq lists its product as uncharacterized. NCBI's taxonomy places the organism in Eukaryota, Metazoa, Arthropoda, Insecta, Hymenoptera, Apidae. The coding region runs from base 52 to 393 and encodes 113 amino acids. The transcript is spliced from 3 exons. The record is from RefSeq and is a predicted model, not a curated record.
GUCUCUUUCGUUUGAAGGUCAGUUUCUCGACCACGAGAUUUUUCAUCUGCUAUGGCAGAAAACAACGGUUCGAUCAAUAGUGUAGCCUGUCGGGAUGAGAAAGAAACGAUAGUACUCUGUCGAGAUGUCUCGAGAACAAUGAGAAAGCUUAUGGGUGGUCGUCCUCUCAGGGGAGAAGUAAAAGAAAAUCCUUGGUUUACUAUUUAUGAAGAUUCUUUAUCAUGUCAUCUCUUCUACCUUACACAACUUUACUACGGUUCGAUUUUCUUAAAGAUGAAGCGUUGCAGGAAAAAAUAUUUUUGCCUUAUUUCUUCACGUAGAAUCGCAUCUUUCAUGAUUCUUGGGGCGUUCUGUACAAUAAAUUACUGUAAAUAUAUAUAUCAUUACAAUUAAUACUAAUGUAUUUUGAAUAAGUAUUAAAAGUAGAGAAAGUAAUUUUACUAGAAAAGGAGAAAGAAAUUCGUGACUGUAAAUAAUUGGAGA